Molecule: messenger RNA, 2259 nt
Organism: Syngnathus acus (greater pipefish)
Lineage: Eukaryota; Metazoa; Chordata; Actinopteri; Syngnathiformes; Syngnathidae
Gene: lzts1
Product: leucine zipper, putative tumor suppressor 1
Exons: 10
Coding region: 303-2222 (639 amino acids)
Biological process (GO): regulation of synaptic plasticity; regulation of dendrite morphogenesis
Cellular component (GO): dendritic spine
Source: RefSeq, a predicted model, not a curated record
AGAGAGAGCCAGAGCUACUUUAUGGAGGAAUGCGAGUGUUCAGUGGACGGACUGAGUGCACCAUAGCCUGCUAGUGACAGGAGGUGAGAGCCUGGGGCAUAGAAGAAGACGCCAUCAUCAUCAUCCUCUGCGUUUUGGGAAAAAGCAUUCCAUCUUUGGGACUGGGAAGAGAGACUGAGCAGGUCUCCGCGUGGAGGACCGGACCGAUCACUCGAGCGAGGCCUGGUCCGAGAUGGAUGCUUAAUGAACUUUUCUGGGGAGGGGUCAUGAGUUGAAUCACCCAUUCAGUCGCCGGCGGGAACAUGGGAAGCGUCAGCAGCCUCAUCACCAACGACCAACUCAACAGUAAACACUGCAAGGCCUCAGAGAUGAGGUUGAAAACUAGAACAAACCAGCCUAGACGCAAUGGAGGUUGCAGCCUUGACGGCUUACUGAAGUGUAGCUUCACUCAGGCCUCCUCCUCCCCCAUCCGUCUCCCCAAAGGCAUCUCGCACUCCCGGUCCGGACGAAGCGAGGACUUUUUUUACAUCAAGGUGAGCCAUAAACCGAGGCCGCCGCAGCACAGAGGGGGCCCGAUGGAAGACUGCGGCCGGAACGGAGAGGAGAAAUCCGACGAGCGACGGAAACUGACGCUCAUGUCGGGGACUGAUGGGACCACUGCUGAGAAGUCGCUGGUCCGAUCCACUGCAUACAAGCCUUUAAUUCCCGGGACUGUGUCCUCCUCCACAGAGGCGCAGCGCAACAGCCUGGACCACAUUCUCAGCCAAUUGGACAAAGCAAAGAGUGCAGACAACCAACACAAGCGAGAUACAUCUUCUGGGAAUCUGUCAGACUCUGGUCGCAACUCCAUGUCAAGCCUGCCCACUCACAGCACUAGCGGUAGCCUAAGUGCUUCCACGGGCCCUGUCAGUCACAGCGAUGGAAGCUCCACUCCGGCCAACUGCCUCCUCAAGGGAGCUCAGGCCAAUUUGUCCCCCUGGGUGAACAGCGGUAGUCGAGACGGCGGCUAUAAGAAUAGUUUGAGCCCAGGGGGCUUGUCAUCAAAUGCUAACAGCGAUGGCGGCUCCCCGCUAUCUUCAGAUAGGCCCAAACGUCUCUCUGAAACUGUGGGAGGGAGUCGCUCCCCUCUCACGACCGAUGCGUCACUGAUUGAAACGUUGGAACAAAGACUCCUAGAGAGGGAAAAUGAACUGCAAGAGUUGCAGGUGAGCUACGAGGUGAAGGAAGCGCCCACCUGCAAGUUGUUCGAGGAAAGACAAAAGUAUUGCGCUGAUGAGUCGCAAGAAUUGAACCGCGGGUCUCCCACCAUGACACAACACGCCUCGCAGAUGGAUGGAAAUAGCCAGCAAGCGCUGCAAUUGCAGGUCAGCCAACUCCAGGCAGAAAACGAGAGACUCAAGGAGGAGCUCGUAAAGCUGAGCCGAGAAAGGGAGCUCGCGGAGCGAAGACUGAGAGCCUUCGAGGAGGAGAGCACACAAUUCGCUCCAACGCUUGAGGAAACUCAGUGGGAGGUGUGCCAGAAAGCGGGCGAGAUCUCUCUUCUGAAGCAGCAGCUGCGAGACAGCCAGGAGGACGUCAGCCACAAGCUCAAUGAAAUAGUCAGCCUGAGGGCGCAACUGAAGGAAAUCACAGCGAAGGCUGAGAUGCUCGAGAAGGAGAACAAAGACGGCGGCGACAGACUACGCUCCCGUACCAUCGAAAUGGAGGUGUGUCAAAAUGAACUCCAGCGCAAGAAGAAUGAAGCCAACUUGUUGAGAGAAAAAGUAGGCCAACUGGAAAGAGACUUUGAGGGAAAGACCAAAGACCCCAAGCCCCAUCAACGCACUUCGCAAACUGAACCUUGUGGCCUCAAACAAAGCACAGAGCGAGUCACCACCGUCCACAAGCAAAAAGAGGAGCCAGAAGGUAAAAGCUCCACGGAACUCCAGAAAGAAGUGGAGAGACUAAAGCAGCAGCUCAGCGAGGAGAAGACAGCUCACCAGAGACUAGCAACUAGCUUCGACCAAGAGAAGCGCACGUGGAACAAGGAGAAGGACAAGGUCAUCAAGUACCAAAAGCAGCUCCAGAUCAACUACCUGCAGGUGCAUAAGAAGAACCAAGACCUGGAGCGACUCAUGAAGGAGCUGACUGCUGAGUUGGAGGCCCGGGCUGAGCUGGGUUUGGAUCUCAAGUACAGCUCAGGGUUACAGACCUACGAUGACGUCAUCGCCACUGAGAUAUAACGGCUUCCUUCCACUUGAACUUGACUUUUUUUUUUUU